Molecule: messenger RNA, 1074 nt
Organism: Heterobilharzia americana
Lineage: Eukaryota; Metazoa; Platyhelminthes; Trematoda; Strigeidida; Schistosomatidae
Source: the annotation of a GenBank genome assembly
AUGGCUGUUGCAAGGCCGAUUGUCAAUGUGUAUGGUGUAAAUGGCGCAUCUACGGGUGCUACAAUUAAGAUGCCAGGAGUCUUUACUGCCCCGCUUCGUAUGGAUCUCCUAAAUUUCGUCCACGAUCAAAUGCGCAAGAAUUCAAGACAGCCUUAUGCGGUUAGCACUAAAGCCGGUCAUCAGACUUCUGCAGAAUCUUGGGGAACUGGGCGAGCCGUCGCUCGUAUACCUAGAGUUCGUGGUGGUGGUACACACCGGUCAGGUCAAGGAGCUUACGGCAACAUGUGUCGUGGUGGUCACAUGUAUGCCCCAACUAAGACGUGGAGACGGUGGCACAGAAAAAUAAAUGUCCAGCAGCGGCGGUAUGCUAUAUGUUCUGCAAUCGCAGCCACUGGGGUUCCAUCUCUGGUCAUGGCUCGUGGACAUCGUUGUGAUCGUGUACCUGAACUACCUCUUGUAUUGUCUAAUGACGUAGAGUCGAUCAAGAAAACUAAAGAUGCAGUAAAGCGUUUCCGUGCAGGGAAGGGUAAGAUGAGGAAUCGACGUCGCAUUCAGAAACGUGGACCGAUAAUAAUUUACAAGAAGGAUGAUGGGAUAUCACGUGCAUUCCGAAACAUACCAGGUGUUACAUUGAUCAAUGUUAGAGCUCUGAAUCUGCUCAAGCUUGCUCCGGGUGGUCACAUGGGGCGUCUAGCUAUUUGGUCGGAUGCAGCUUUUAGACAGCUUGAUAAAAUCUACGGCACAUGGAAAACAGGAAGUGUUAGGAAGAAUAACUUCCAUCUUCCUAUGGCAAAAAUGGUCAAUUCAGACCUUGGUAGACUUUUACACUGUCGUGAAAUCUCAUCUGUUGUCAAAUCCAGGCGUAUGCAUUUACAACGUCCAGGUCCUAAAGUUAAGAAGAAUCCACUGAAGAAUCAGCAGGCUCUGCUGAAAUUGAAUCCCUUCGCACUUGGAGAGAAACACUUCAAAAUCGCCCUUCAACGUGCCAUCAUCAAUGGGAAACUCAAGCGUAAGGCGGCUAGCAAAGGUAACGAGGUCCCGACGAAAGUGUCCAAAAGCGAAGAAGUGAAAUAA